AUGGAGGAAGAAUACAAAGAGAUCCUAGAAUUCGCCUAUGAGCUGGCUGAAAAGGCGACCGACAUGAUUCUCAAAGGGUCAGCGGCAAGGUGGACCAGUAAGAAGGAUGCAGCAGCUAAGAUGAACUCUGUUGACCUUGUUACGGAGACCGACCAAGCUGUAGAAGAUAUGAUCAAAGCUGCUAUAGCUGAGAGAUAUCCUUCACACAAGUUCCUUGGCGUAGCUGACUGGCAGUUUCGUACACUCGAAUUCUCUGCUCGACUUGGCGGAGGUGCCUUUCUGAACCGCACUACUCCUCUUCCUUUGACCGGUGGAAUCCCUCAACCUUUGACCGAGUUAUCGAAAUGCAUGAUCGGGACUGAAUGGGGAGGUGAUCGAUCCCAACAAUGUAUGGCGAAGAAGACCGAAUCCUUGUUCAGGCUUGCUGGGGAUCCCACCAAAGGUGUUGAGGGCGGUAGAAUGGUUUAUGCCCUUCGAACCCUCGGAAGUAGCGUCUGUACCAUUGCUGCCUUAGUUUCAGGUCAAUUAGACAUGUAUUGGUAUGCCGGAUGCCAGCCAUGGGAUGUUUGUGCCGGUGCCAUCAUCGUUUCUGAAGCUGGAGGCUUUUUCUCAGGAGGCAAAGAUGCAUUCUACAAUAAUGCUCCGAUGGGAGAAAUUCUGAUGAGCAGGAGAUACGUGUUUGUCAGGCCUCUUCCGGACUCGGAGACGGAAACAAGAGAGCAAAUUCAACGUCGUUUGGUGAAAGAGCUUUAUGAGACUGUCAUCGAAUGGACCAACGAGGGUAUGACCACUUGA
This is a messenger RNA of Kwoniella botswanensis, 795 nucleotides long. RefSeq lists its product as uncharacterized. NCBI's taxonomy places the organism in Eukaryota, Fungi, Basidiomycota, Tremellomycetes, Tremellales, Cryptococcaceae. Gene Ontology annotation, biological process: signal transduction; phosphatidylinositol phosphate biosynthetic process; inositol metabolic process. The transcript has 9 exons. Gene Ontology annotation, molecular function: inositol monophosphate 1-phosphatase activity. The record is from RefSeq and is a predicted model, not a curated record. The coding region runs from base 1 to 795 and encodes 264 amino acids.